This is a messenger RNA of Rhizophagus irregularis DAOM 181602=DAOM 197198, 1726 nucleotides long. Lineage: Eukaryota; Fungi; Glomeromycota; Glomeromycetes; Glomerales; Glomeraceae. The record is from RefSeq and is a predicted model, not a curated record.
AACAACAACAACAACAACAACAACAUGUCUUUAAUAUAUUUACCUUUUUUAGGAAAUGAACAUCAGAAAUCGGAUUAUUCUCCAAUUAUUCCAGGUACUUUAGGUAUUAGCUUGCCAACAAUAAAGGAGUUGGGCGUGUUUGGUGAAAAUCCUCCAUUAUAUCGGCCUAUUCCGAUAUAUCCAAUCCAUAUGAAGGCAAGACAAACAGAGUUUAAGCGUCGACUUCAGGCAAGGGAUAAUGCUCGCCCGUAUAAUGCAGCAAGUGAGCGUAACUUGGCAAAAAUACCGAAAAUGCCACGACCAAUCGGUAAUUCAACAUUGGUUACAAAUACUUCAUCAUUAACUACUACUUCAUCAAUUGCUUCAUCACCAAAUAUUUCAUUAACUGCUCCAUCAACUGUUAUAUCAAAAACUGCAACUACUAUCUCAUCAUCAUCAAUUACCACUUCAUCAGCUAUUAAUACUGUUCCAUCAAUUAUUAUUCCAUCAGAUGUUUCAUCAAAUAAUCCACCAACGACUACUCCAUCAACAUCUACAAAUGUUCAAACUCCAUCAACAACCACAAAUGUUCAGACUCCAUCAACAACCACAAAUGUUCAGACUCCAUCAACAACCACAAAUGUUCAGACUCCAUCAACAACCACAAAUGUUCAGACUCCAUCAACAUCCACAAAUGUUCAGACUCCAUCAACAUCCACAAAUGUUCAGACUCCAUCAACAGCUACAAAUGUUCAGACUCCACCAACAUCUACAAAUGUUCAAACUCCAUCAACAUCUACAAAUGUUCAGACUUCAUCAACCUCUACAAAUGUUCAGACUCCAUCAACAUCCACAAAUGUUCAGACUCCAUCAACAUCUACAAAUGUUCAAUCAAUCGUUCCAUCACCUUCAGCAAAAUCAUCAUCGUCUUCGUCUUCAAAUGAGAAAUCAGCUACACAAUCAUUGAAUUCAUCAUCACCUGCUUCAAAUGUAAUGUCAGAAUCUUCUAAUUUAGUAAAUGUAGCAUCACCUAAACAACCAUUGGAAUCAUCAUCUUCUACUAAAGAUGGAACAUCAGCUACACCAUCAAUAGAAUCGUCGAAUGCAACAUCGGCUACACGAUCAUUGGAAUCAUCGCCUUCUGUUAAUAAUCUACACAAUCACUGGAAUCAUCGUCUACUUCUAAAGAUGCAACAUCAGAUACACAAUCAUUGGAAUCAACUUCUUCAUCUUCAAAAAACACAACAGAUACACAAUCAUCGUCUUCUACAGGUGCAACAUCAGCUACGCAAUCGUCAGAAUCAUCAUCGUCUACUAAAGAUAAAACAUUAACUACACAAUCAUCUGAAUCAUCUGCUGCUAAAGUUGUAGCAUCAGCUACACGAUCAAAGUCUUCUAUCAAAGAUGCAAGAUCAACUUCUUCAUCUUCAUCAGGAAGAGCUUACGCAUGGAACAUUCCGACUCGAAUUAUAAUUCGGUCGAAUACAAUUCCUAUUCAGCCAAAAAGUCCAGUAAUGAUUAGGCCGAACAUUCAACAGACAAGUCCACAAGGUCAAAUGUAUAAUCCUAUUCAGCAGGUGGGCCCAAUGAUUCAGACAGGUCGGAUGACAAAUCAAAUGUAUCAUAUUCAGCAAACAAAUCAAAUGUAUCCUAUUCAGCGGCCUGGCCAAAUGUAUCCUAUUCAGCAGGCGGGUUCAAUGUAUCCUAUUCAGCAGGCGGGUUCAAUGUAUCCUAUUCAGCAGGCGGG